Messenger RNA from Oncorhynchus gorbuscha (pink salmon), 2842 nucleotides. Its product is annotated as kelch-like protein 29. The transcript has 11 exons. The coding region runs from base 169 to 2046 and encodes 625 amino acids. Gene Ontology annotation, molecular function: protein binding. NCBI's taxonomy places the organism in Eukaryota, Metazoa, Chordata, Actinopteri, Salmoniformes, Salmonidae. The record is from RefSeq and is a predicted model, not a curated record.
ACUUCCAGCUACCCCCACACUCCACCUCACACCAACCCCCCCCAUGGUUCUCAACAUGCCCCCCAGCCACCCUACCCCUUGGCCCAGCCCCCUGUCGCCUCCUUGCCCCUUUCCUCCACCUCAGGGGGUCCGGGUGGGACACACCCCAACCAACAGAACCAAAAUGUGAUGGGGAAUGGUCAUCUGAUGCCUCACCCCCUCAUACAGCCCCCCGUCCUGCCUCUGACCAAUGGGCAGUUGGUGCCGCCGCUUCUGUCUACUCUAGUAGCCUAUCAAGAUGAUCCUAGAGGGCCCAACGGGCUGCAGAUGCUGAGGACUGUGGGAAUGGGGAAGUACGAGUUCACAGACCCAGGACAUCCUAAAGAGAUGUUGAAGGAGUUGAACCAACAGCGCAGAGCGAAAGAGUUUACAGACCUGAAAAUAAUUGUUGAAGGCAAAGAGUUUGAAGUCCACCAAAAUGUUCUAGCUUCCUGCAGCCUUUAUUUCAAGGAUCUGGUGAAAAGGUCGUCAGGGGAGACGAGGAGCGGGGAGAUGCUAGAGCUGCGGAUGAAUGACAUUGGAGCUGAUGUGUUGGAGCUGCUGCUGGAGUUUGUCUACACAGGUUCUCUGGUCAUAGACUCCGCUAACGCCAGGACACUGCUAGAAGCUGCCAACAAGUUCCAAUUCAACACCUUCUGCAAAGUCUGUGUGUCCUUCCUAGAGAAACAGCUAACAGUGGGGAACUGUCUAGGUGUGCUGGCCAUGGCUGAAGCUAUGCGAUGUACAGAGCUCCACAACAUGGCCAAAGCUUUCGCACUGCAGAACUUCCCUGAGGUAGCGGGGCAGGAGGAGAUUCUGUGUGUGUCUAAGGAGGACCUAGUGGCCUACCUGUCUAAUGACAGCCUCACCACCAAGGCUGAGGAACUGGUCUACGAGACCGCCAUCAAGUGGAUCAAACAAGACCCCACCGCCAGAGUUCAGCAUGUGUCAGAGUUGUUAGCGGUGGUUCGUCUUCCCUUCAUUCACCCGUCUUACCUGCUGAACGUUGUGGAUAACGAGGACUUAAUAAAGACGUCGGAGGCGUGUCGAGACCUAGUCAACGAAGCCAAGAGGUAUCACAUGUUACCUCACGCCAGACAGGAGAUGCAGACUCCUAGGACACGACCACGGCUCUCUGCAGGUGUGGCAGAGGUGAUAGUGUUAAUCGGUGGUCGUCAGGCCAUCAGUAUGAACCAGCGCUCUCUGACGGCGGUGACAUGUUUUAACCCUCAGAACAGUAAGUGGUUCCCAUUGGCCAGCCUGCCCUUCUACGACAGAGAGUUCUUCAGCGUCAUCUCAGCUGGGGACAACAUCUACUUGUCAGGUGGGACAGAGUCGGGGGUGAUGGUAGCUGACGUGUGGUGCUACAUGUCUCUAUUGGACAACUGGAAUCUGAUGUCCCGUAUGACUGUGCCUCGCUGCAGACACAACAGUCUGGUCUACGAUGGGAAACUCUAUACCAUCGGAGGUCUGGGUGUGUCAGGAAACCUGGACCAUGUAGAGAGGUACGACACCAUAACCAACCAGUGGGCGAUGGUGUCUCCGCUCCCCAAGCCGGUGCACUCUGCAGCAGCCACAGUGUGUGGGGGGAAGGUGUAUGUGUUUGGAGGGGUGAACGAGGCGGGACGAUCUGCAGGAGUACUACAGUCAUACGUCCCUCAGACCAACUCCUGGAGCUUCAUAGAGUCACCCAUGAUAGAUAAUAAAUACGCCCCGGCAGUCACUCUGAACGGACACAUGUUUAUUCUGGGAGGAGCGUACGCCCGCGCCACCACCAUCUAUGACCCGGACAAGGGAAACAUCAAAGCCGGACCUAACAUGAACCACUCACGACAGUUCUGUAGUGCGGUGAUCCUGGAUGGUAAGAUCUAUGCGACGGGGGGCAUCGUGAGCAGCGAGGGUCCUGCACUGGGUAACAUGGAGACCUUUGACCCUCUCACUAACAACUGGACGCUCCUCCAGUCGCUGCCCUGCCCUCUCUUCAGACAUGGCUGUGUCGUCAUCAAGAAGUACAUCCAGAGUGGCUGAGACCGGUUUCUAUUUGUCUCAGGGGGAUGAAUGAGUUUCCAGAAAGCUAGCCAAUGUGGCAGUUUGUCUCUCUCUACCCAGACCACGGCACUCAUAGAACAGCAAAGUUCAUUUAGUGAAACAUAGAUUUGACAAUUAUUGUUUCUUCUCUCUGCUGUGGACCUGGGUUGUUUAGAGAAAAAAAGUGCCACGUUAGCUAUGAAGCUUUUGGGAAACUCACCCCUGACCAGUCUGGUUGGGACAGGACACUGUGCAGCUUUUAGGGGUCAACCAGUCAGCACCGGACUAUCCAACUACAACACCCCCAGGACUUGAUGCCAGCAUUGUUGUCUUAACACCCCCCCCCCCCCCCCCCCCAAUGCAGAAUGUAGACAUCUUAUCUUGAACCACUCUGCCAUGUUAGGAACUGGUGCCUAAGCUAUUGUAUGUAUUCUAAAGUAUAGCUUAAAGGAAUUUGUCUGGAUUUUGGCUUUUAGGCUCUUUAUCUACAUCCCCAGAAUCAGAUGAGCUUGUGGAUACCAUGUUUCUGUGUCCAGUUUGAUAACUAGCGUUAGCACCUCACACUUCCUUCAUACACCACACAGAAUCCACAAACUCAUCUGACUCUGGAGAAGUAGAUAAAGGAUCUAAUUGCCAAAAUAUCCCCUCAUUAUAUUGGCACAGGGGUGCUCCUUGGUUUGUAGUUCCCAGCUUCUUGCUAACUAGUCUUUGGUUUGAUUUUUAAUUCUGUCCCUUCAAUUGAACUUGAAAGGCCCUUUGUGUUCCUGACUCAAGUAUAUUAAAAGCCAUCCCAUUC